CGGCUACGGUUUAAGAGAGGGUCGGUACAAGCCAAUUUCACUCUCUUAAAUCCGGCUUUCUGUUAUAUCGUGUUGGCUACGGUAUAAGAGAGAAUUCUCUUAAACAGUAUCUCACUAUAAGAGAAUAUUCUCUUAUAUCGUUGACAAAACUAAAGGUCGUGAAACAGGGACUCUCGCGCACUGACUACACUCGAAUGCCAAAAUAGGUCAUGAAGAGAGCGUAUCAUGCAUGUCACUUGCGCAGCUAGCGUUACCACGUCGGGCUACCUCCAAACACCGCUCAUUCUCUUGGUUGGCAAGCACGUGGACCCAAGUACUGCUGUACGUGGACCGAAGCGAAAGAUAGCCGGGGAAGCGGCGGUGGGGGGGAAGAAACGGCGACCGGGCACUGCUGUAGAAGCGAGUAGGGCGGCCGAGGCAGCACUUGUGGCGAACUAUGUACCCGGCUGAUGCUGUUGCGCCCUGUUUCCCUCCCUGCUGUAUGCUAUACUCCUUNNNNGGGGGGGAAGAAACGGCGACCGGGCACUGCUGUAGAAGCGAGUAGGGCGGCCGAGGCAGCACUUGUAGCGAACUAUGUACCCGGCUGAUGCUGUUGCGCCGUGUUUCACUCCCUGCUGUAUGGUAUACUCAUUUAUGUAUGUCCUUUGUAUUGCCUUCGGCCUCUGUGCUGUGUUUCUGUGUUUCUUUUUUUCAUUACCUCCCUGCCUACUCUGCUGUGUUGGGUACCGUGAUCUCGCUUUGCUGUUGCCUUUGUUUUUGUACGUCUGGCUGUCUGCCCAUCUGCCGCCUCUUUGUCCUGUUUGCUCCGUUACUCCCAUGCCCUGGUGCGUAGUGCCUGGUGCUGGUACGUUACCCUUUGAUUUGUUUUUUAGGCGGGUGUGGGAAGCGUCCUCCUUUAUCUUUGUUUUUGUUUUAUUUUGAUCGGUUUCCGAGGGCUCUCUUCUCGGACGGUCGGUGCGAUACCUGUUCUUUUCUUUCUAUCAUUUUGUUUUCUUU
Molecule: messenger RNA, 996 nt
Organism: Ectocarpus sp. CCAP 1310/34
Lineage: Eukaryota; Phaeophyceae; Ectocarpales; Ectocarpaceae
Source: the annotation of a GenBank genome assembly